Dibothriocephalus latus is the source of this 688-nucleotide messenger RNA. Lineage: Eukaryota; Metazoa; Platyhelminthes; Cestoda; Diphyllobothriidea; Diphyllobothriidae. The record is from the annotation of a GenBank genome assembly.
GUGGCAUGUUAAAAACAAAGACAAUGCUGCGCGCGUAGAAGCUGAUGAAGCGAAAGACCGACAUAAAAAACAAACAGAUUCCAUUCGCAGUUUGAUCGCCGUACGUUUCCUAUUAAUUACUCUUACCCUUCUUCAGACACAAGAAGCAAGGGCGGACUAUCUCCGAAAAAAAUCCAAAAACUUGCCUGGAGGUGAAAUUAGUUUAAGUGCAGGGCAAACACUUCGACUUUUCGCGGAUGCGGAGGAGAACCGGGAUAUUAAUGCCACCAACGAGGAAUACGAAGCAGAGAAAAAGGAGACGAAGGAAGCGUAUGAGAAGAAAAUAGGCUUGUUGCGUUAUUUGGGUGAAACUAGUGAAGGCAAAGUUAAUGAAAAGCCUUGGUGGUCGGAAGUCCCCAUACAUCGAAAAAAGGCGAAAAAGGUCUCAGUGCCUGUUUCGGAAGAAAUUGAUCUAAAGAAAAAAAGUCGUUUGGAUCCUCUGUAUGCCAUGAAAAAAGUGGAGGAGAAUUUCGCUCAACGACGGGAGAUGCAGUUAUUAAUGGAAAAGAAGGAACGUGCCGCAGCCGCAAGCUGUAUUAAUGCAUACCCAUCCUUCUUCCCGGAUGACAUUAAAAACCCCGACGUAAGCACGUCUGUGUUAUGGACGCAUGUCCAAUUCGUUUUUGGCGGAUUUAUCACGAGACUGUAA